AUGGACUCUGCUCGUCCCAAACGAAAGACAACUGUCAACGUCAACUACAAAGAAAAAAGCGAGCUUGACCUUGUGCACGAACAAGAGCGAGAAGCAAGUGCUAUCAAGAAAGCCACCAAGAAGGCCGAGCCUCUUAAACCCGAGACGCCUACAAAGCUAGCAGGUAAGAACAAGAGCCAGGACAAGUCUCAAUAUGUUCCGGUUGACGAAGUGGUACCGACAAAUUUUCAGCCCGAGUGUGACCAGGAAUUCAACGUUGUGCUUGAUCUCAAGGGCGCAAAGGUGGAAAACAACGUUCUCACACUCAAGGAUGGAACGAGAAUAAAAAAGGGAGAUUUCAUAUACAUGAUUUGCGAGCCUCCUGGAGAGCCGUACUACAUUGCGAGAAUAAAAGGUUUCGCUCGGAAAGAGAAGGACGAUGCCACCAAAAGCGCAAAGAAUUACAACUUCGAAGUUUGCUGGUUUUAUCGGCCGCGCGAUCUCAACAGGAAGUCGCCGGAUUCAAGAUUGCUAUUUGCAUCUCUGCAUAUGGAUGAAUGUCCUAUCUCAAGUUUUCGAGGUUUCGUUACUGUGAAGCACCGAUCAGAAAUUGAAGAUUUGGAUGCAUACCGAAUGAUUCCUCACAGUUUUUACUUUGAAAAGCUCUAUGAUAGAUACAUGGUGAAAAUGUACGACGUACUCCCAACGAUAAAGCUCACGAAUUUGCCGCCAAACUAUUACAAAGCUCUCACGAAACGUUAUGAAUAUAUUUUUGUCGAGGUGGGACGAGGACAAGAUCUACUGUCAGACCCGAAAAAUUGCGAAAAGUGUAUGCAAUGGGCCGCAUCCUCUGAUUCAGUACAGUGCUUAAGGUGUCAAAAGAUUUACCAUUUGCUUUGUGUGGACCCGCCUAUCAUGAACAAACCCAAAAGAGGUUUUGCAUGGUUUUGUGCUGCUUGUAAUAAAGAGCUGGAGGAAGAAUUGUCGGAGAAACGGGGUCAUAUGCUCCAUAGUGGUCUUCCUUCUCAGAUUGCAGCGUCGAUAAAAGAUGAAGAUUCCGAUGCAAGUGAGGACGUUUCUAGUUCCCAGACGCCCAUGGAAGCAGAAUCCAGGUCCGAAUCCAUUCAGACUAAUGAAACAGAACCACCGAACGGCAAGCUUGCACGGUAUGAGGAGCUUGCCAUUGCAUUUCUUGAAGCAGAUAAGAAUUUGAGCUUUGAGAAAAGAAGAGAGUUGGAAGAGUGGCCAUACAGAUACCUCGGUAUGCAUGCCAAACUAGAAGACGCGCUAGACCUCCAAGACCGACCAUAUCCGCGAGCGGCCUCAAGACUGGGAACAAAGCACCAGUUUACGGGAAUUGUCGAUUGGUAUGGCCACCCAGUCGUAUACUAUGACGAUUCAAAUUAUUCAAAGGCCAAAAGCCGGAAAAAGAGUACCAAAAAGAAAAGUCCAUCGCAGAUCGACGAAGACAGUGGUAGUUUUCCCAUGCCGGAGAAGUACAGAGAUUAUGAUCCUGAUGAUUUACCUAAAUGGCUACAACCAAAACCUAAAGGAUAUGUGGAGCGAGGCACGGAUGCUACCAGCGAGCUUCUUUGGAAGCAACCUGAAAAUGAUGAUGGGAUGGUUGAAAGAUAUCUAGCAGAUGCAAAGCCUUUUGUGGAGAGGCUGGGUAUGAUUCCCACGACACCCAAUUUCAUUGAUGCUGCACUGAAAACUUUGAUGCAUAAUGAUUACAAUCCUGAAAAAGCUUUACAGGAAGUAUCCAAAUUUACGAGAGACUCUUUGAAGGAGCCAACCUUUACACCGGAAGAAAUCCAAAGGUUCGAGGAGUCUGUCAAGAUAAAUGGAAGCGAGUUGUUCCCAGUGUUCAAAGACGUUAAGACCCAGUCAUCAGCUAUGAUAGUCCGAUUUUACUACCUUUGGAAGAAAACAAAAAAUGGCCAUUUAAUUUGGGAUAACUACGCAGGCAGACCUAAAAAUCGUUUGACAAAGCUUGCAAAAGCAGAGGGUGUCGACGUUAAUGAUUCUGAGGAUGAUUCUUCUUAUAGUACGGAGAAGAUUGAGAGAAAUAAUGUCAUUUUUGAGUGCAAGCACUGUCAUACAAGAAAUUCCAAGAAAUGGUACAAGCUUUCAGGAACUACUCUUCCAGAAUCAUACGAGCAGGUGUUCCCAGGUCUUUGUUUACGGUGUGCCCGUCUUUGGAGAGAAUAUGGUGUAGAGUGGGAAGAUCCCUACGAGAUUAUGCGCAAACAAAGUCAACGGGGUGGAAAUGGAUGGAAGCGAAAGAUCGAGUUUGAGCUGUACGAGGAUGCCCGCAAAAUUAUCAAAGCAAGAGAAGAGUGUCAGCUGUGGCCUCGUAAGCACACAGAUUGUGACAAGAAACCGGAUAUCUCACGAAGGAGCAAAUCAAAAAUUAAGGAAGAUAUGGGUUCAUAUGAAGAUCCAUUCGAGGACAAGCUAAAGAAAAAGUCAAUCAAGGUCAAGAAACCUCCAAAAGCAGAGUCUGCUCAAAAACAAUCUUUAACGGUCACAUUACCAUACUCUGAAGUGCGAAAAAGCGAAGAGCCGGUGAAUUUGAAGAAAAGAGUUUCCGAAGAAGCUCUCGAAAGUAAAGUCAAAAAGCAGAAACCUGCUCCGCUGGAAUCCCGCUACGAAAGCAAGUUUGAUAUCUCCAUACCAAACCAUCAAUUCAAGGGGGAGAAGCAAUACAAACCGCCAUUUGCAAAUGAUACUCGUGCCUGCUGCGUGUGUAGAGAGUAUGGAAUGGCUGAAGAGAUCUUGAUUUGCACUUUAUGUGGUUUGAAUGUCCAUGCAUCUUGCUAUGGAGAUAUCAAUAUGGAAUCACCAUCGGAACUGAGCAGUUAUAAGUGGCUUUGCGAUACUUGUUCAAAUGACCUACACCCUCUGUAUUCCACUCAUUACAAAUGUGUUUUGUGCCCAGCAAAGGAGACAGAUAGUAAAGGAAGCAAAUCAGGAUUCUCAUACUCAUACCCUGAUGCCCUGAAGAGAACGGCAAGUGGCAACUGGUGCCAUAUAAUCUGUGCAACCUUUGAUCCUUUUUGCGGAUUUGGCUCCAACUCUUUGCAACCAGUGUUUGGUACUGAGCUUUCUCUUUUGAAAAACUCUGGCAGAAAAUGUACCAUUUGUGGAUACGGUGGCAGUCUCCUUGAUUGUAAAGUUUGUCAGAAGCCUAUACACGUAUCAUGCUGCCUGGAUACCGAAGGUUGCACUGUUGGAUUCGAGUUGGUACCUGAUAGAACGUUCAAUUCUAAAGUGAAAGAUUUCAACAAAUCUAUGCGGCCAGUACCACGGAUAGUAUGCUGUGGUCACCAGUUAACAGACUUUGUUUCCUUACGCGCUCCUGGAAAGAUGAAAGGAAAGAAGGAACAACCACUCAUCAAGCUUUAUUGCACAGAGCUCAAACAAAACAGGUCUGCAGCAACAGGCGAAUACUGGCAUCAGCUCUAUGAAGAAUCUCUCAAAAUGAUGAAAAGAGACACCUCGCUUGCUAAACUUCCUGUACCUGUUCCCCAUGAAUGCCAGCAUUGCCAUAAUACCAGAUCUCUGAGAUGGUACGAGGAGGCUGGUAGCCAGGGAGAAGUGUGUCACCAGUGCUUCGUCAGAAAGAAAAAUGAUGAGAGUUUGAUAGAUGUGCUGCCCGAUGUCUUAUCUCUGAACAGGAUUGAGCUGAAUGGUACAAAGUUUGGAUUACUUGGCCUCGAUGACAAAUUGAAAGAUUCUCGAAUGUCAAUCAAAGAUAUGCUUUCGUGA
Ogataea haglerorum is the source of this 3750-nucleotide messenger RNA. RefSeq lists its product as uncharacterized. The coding region runs from base 1 to 3750 and encodes 1249 amino acids. The record is from RefSeq and is a predicted model, not a curated record. Gene Ontology annotation, biological process: histone catabolic process. The transcript has a single exon. NCBI's taxonomy places the organism in Eukaryota, Fungi, Ascomycota, Pichiomycetes, Pichiales, Pichiaceae. Gene Ontology annotation, cellular component: Lid2 complex. Gene Ontology annotation, molecular function: chromatin binding; ubiquitin-protein transferase activity.